CUCUCGGAAACGCAGGGCGUGGAGAGGCUCACAGCGCAUGCGCAGCACGCUCUCUGGGGACCUGGACCUGGACCCGGACCCGGAUGAGUAUCGGUCAGAUAGCAUUGCCAUAUGAAGUUGAACAUGGCAGAAGAAGAGGACUAUAUGUCUGAUUCCUUCAUUAAUGUCCAAGAAGAUAUCAGACCAGGAUUGCCAAUGCUGAGGCAGAUCCGAGAAGCCCGUCGAAAAGAAGAAAAGCAGCAGGAAGCUAAUUUGAAAAAUAGACAGAAGAGUUUAAAAGAAGAGGAAAAAGAAAGACGAGACACUGGGUUGAAAAAUGCACUAGGCUGUGAAAACAAAGGGUUUGCUUUGCUCCAAAAGAUGGGCUAUAAAAGUGGUCAAGCUCUUGGCAAGAGUGGAGAUGGUAUUAUUGAACCAAUUCCUCUUAACGUCAAAACAGGGAAAAGUGGCAUUGGUCACGAGACGUUAUUAAAACGGAAAGCAGAAGAAAAAUUAGAAAGCUACAGAAGAAAGAUACACAUGAAAAACCAAGAUGAAGAAAAAGCUGCAGUACAGUUUCGGAUGCGACUUAAAAACAAGCAAGAUGAAAUAAAACUUGAAGGAGAUCUCAAAAGAAGCCAGCGAGCCUGUCAACAGUUGGAUACUCAGAAGAAUAUUCAGAUUCCCAGAGAGGCAUGGUACUGGUUGAAACCUGAAGAAGAAACUGAAGAAGAGGAAGAAGAAAAAGAAGAGGAUGAAGAUGAAUAUAGCAGUGAAGAUUUAAGUGUACUGGAAAAACUACAGAUACUGACUAGUUACCUAAGGGAAGAACAUCUGUAUUGUAUUUGGUGUGGAACAGCCUAUGAAGAUGAAGACGAUCUAUCUUCAAAUUGCCCAGGACCAACUUCGGCAGAUCAUGACUAAGAUUAUUCAUAAUAAAGUAAGAAUUGUUUAUUCCAGUAAGGAAAAAGGACCUUCAUAUGAUGCUUUAUUCUUUUUGUACUUUACAAUUACUUUGUACUUUAGAAUAUCACUGUUUGCUGACCUGAAAAAAAUAACACAAUUCUACUUCAGAACACAAAUAUGAAGAUUUGGACAGUUACAAUUUGUGACUGUAUUGUGAUGCUUGUGGGAUUGACCGAGGACCCCAACAGGUAAUACUCAUCCUCACUUUAGAACAAAUUGAAAAAUAAAACACAAAAGGGAAAUCAGAAUGUCAGCCUUAUUAGUGGUGAAGCAGAAAUAGAAAAAAAGGUUGGCUUCUUCUCUGCUCAGACUCCCUAAUACUUCUUGCUGAUUACAGAGCAUAACAGGCUCCUUGCCUUGUAGGGUAAAAGCCUAUUUUAUGUUCUGAGGCCAUUUAGCCCUCAAGAGUAGUGAACUGACCAGGGCUGGACUACAUCUGCUUGAUUCUUUGUCCCAGUAUCAUCUGUCAAAUAAGAUAGUUCUCUUGCUUAGGUGUGAUGCUGCAUGCCUAUAAUCCCAUCGCUCGAAGCUGAGGCAGAAGGAUUUCAAGUAUACACAAGAAAAUAGCAAUAGCUGACCUACGUUUGCAUAGGUUAAGAAAAUCAAUACUGCAACUUGUAUUAAUCACUAACCUAAUAAGAUCUGAUUCACUUGUUCUCAAAUAUAAAUUGGGGAGCUUUAAAAAAUAGUAGUAUAAGGUCCUGCUCUGAAGGAUUCUGAGGUAAUUGGUCACUGUGUUUUGGGCAUCAGGAUCAUGGAUUCUAAGACUCAGCAGAACUUUAGAACCACUAAUCAGGUUAACUUCUAAGCCUCAGUUCUUCAUCUAGGAAACUAAUUACUUUUGUUACUAUGAAUAUAUAUAUAUUUGAGUAUAUAGUUGAAUG
Fukomys damarensis (Damara mole-rat) is the source of this 1829-nucleotide messenger RNA. It is a transcript of the gene Gpatch11, whose product is annotated as G-patch domain containing 11. The record is from RefSeq and is a predicted model, not a curated record. The transcript is spliced from 9 exons. NCBI's taxonomy places the organism in Eukaryota, Metazoa, Chordata, Mammalia, Rodentia, Bathyergidae. Gene Ontology annotation, molecular function: nucleic acid binding. The coding region runs from base 112 to 903 and encodes 263 amino acids. Gene Ontology annotation, cellular component: kinetochore.